CAGUCCCGGGGGUAGGUCUCCCUGGGAGAGUAGCUGCUCGAGCGCCCGGGAACCAACGACGGGGCAGGCGACUGCAUGGUGGCGGAGAGUAGCGUCCGGCGGCGAGUUUCCCAAGAAAGCUGAACUCUUCCCAAGUUUCUUGUGCAUCAGCUCGCACCCAGCGAAGCGGCGGUGGCUCUUUCCGUGCGGGUUGUCUAUGCGCGCUGGACAGACACGGUGGGGGUUGGAGUGACUCUGCCGGGGUCAGCACCGAUUCUCCCGGGCGCAACGCGGUGGGCGCAGCUUCUCGAGAGAAAGGCGGACUAGCUGGGCGCUAUUCCGCGCGGGGCUGACCCCCAAGACUCCGUAAUGGACAGCGAAAGCGAAGUGGAUUUUGCCAGCAACAGUUUAACCCCGUUGUGGCGGAGGCGGUCGACCCCCCAACCCCCGCUGCUGGGCCGGAGCAAGCCAAGGCCUCAGUCCUACCAGAGCCCCAGCGGGUUGCUGAUCACGGAUUUCCCUGUGGAGGACCGGAGCGCGCCCCAGAGGCCGCAGACUCCCGCCCAGCUGCCUGCCGCUUCCGACGGCAGCACAGUCCAGGGGAGUCCCCAGCUGCUGUGCCUCCAUCGCAGGGAAGUAACCAAUGGGAGGAUGGUAUCCCCAGAUUACAGGGCUGUUUCUCCCGGGCUCCGACGACCCAAGUGUCCCCAGGUCUCCAAAGCGGUUCCAGGCGGCCCCUCGAACUCUCCAGCGAAUGGCACCGUAAAGUCGCCUGCACAUCAACCGAUUUGCCUCCCGCGGACUCCACAGGCGUCAGCCCCUACCAGUCCAGAGGGGGACCCGACGCGUGUGACUGCCAACCCCCAGCCCUCGCCGACGCCAAACGGCCUUACCCCCAAUACCUAUGCUCCGGUCUCUGUUUUGCAAUCCGGCCAGACAGCUAAGGAUUCUGAGAAGGCUCUCUUGAGACUGUCUCCUGCACCGCAGAAAAGAUCUUCAGAACAAAAACUCCCACUCCAAAGGUUACCCUCCCAGGAGAACCAGCUCCCAGACACUCCCUCCGUGGUCCUGAGCACAAAUAGCCUUGCCGCCCUCAAAGUGGGCAAACAGCAAAUCAUUCCCAAGAGCCUGGCUUCGGAAAUUAAAUUAAGUAAAAACAGUCAGAAUUCGGAGCCCCAUAAGAGACUGCAAAAGGCACGCAGCAUGGUGGAGGGCCUCGGGGUGCCCCUGGGCUCUCCAGAGGACGAAGGUGAAGUCGACAAUGAGGUGGACAGUCCGGGCUCUCUACGGAGAGGCUUGCGCUCCACGUCCUAUCGUAGGGCUGUGGUCAGUGGCUUUGAUUUUGACAGCCCUACCACCUCCAAGAAGAAGAACAGAAUGUCGCAGCCUAUUCUGAAAGUAGUAAUGGAAGACCGGGAGAAGUUUUCCAGCCUGGGUAGAUUAAAGAAAAAAAUGCUGAAAGAACAAGGAACAUUUGAUGGGGAAGAAAACGCUGUCUUGUAUCAGAACUACAAAGAAAAGGCCCUUGACAUUGACUCUGAUGAAGAGUCAGAGCCCAAGGAGCAGAAGUCAGAUGAAAAAAUAGUGAUUCACCAUAAGCCACUGAGAUCCACAUGGAGUCAGCUCUCUGCAGUGAAAAAAAAUGGAUUAUCUCAGAUAGUUAGCCAAGAAGAAAGAAAGAGACAAGAGGCUAUCUUUGAAGUCAUAUCCUCUGAGCAUUCAUAUUUACUCAGCUUGGAGAUCUUGAUACGUAUGUUUAAAAAUUCUAAAGAACUGAGUGAUACGAUGACCAAAACAGAGAGUCACCAUCUUUUUUCCAAUAUUACUGACGUCUGUGAGGCAAGCAAAAAAUUCUUUACAGAGUUGGAAGCAAGGCAUCAGAAUAAUAUCUUCAUAGAUGACAUAAGUGAUAUUGUGGAAAAACAUACAGCAUCCACGUUUGACCCAUAUGUGAAGUACUGCACAAAUGAAGUCUACCAACAGCGAACACUGCAAAAAUUGUUAGCCACGAAUCCAUCUUUUAAGGAAGUCUUGUCCCGAAUCGAGUCCCACGAAGACUGUAGGAACUUACCCAUGAUUUCUUUUCUCAUUCUCCCCAUGCAGAGGGUGACCCGCCUUCCCCUGCUGAUGGACACUAUCUGUCAAAAAACACCCAAGGACUCUCCAAAGUAUGAGGUCUGCAAACGGGCCUUCAAAGAAGUAAGCAAGCUGGUUCGACUGUGCAAUGAAGGGGCCCGAAAAAUGGAAAGGACCGAAAUGAUGUACACAAUUAACUCCCAGCUGGAAUUUAAAAUAAAGCCUUUUCCUCUAGUCUCCUCUUCACGGUGGUUGGUCAAGAGAGGUGAGCUAACAGCCUAUGUGGAAGACACGGUCCUAUUCUCCAGAAGGACGUCCAAGCAGCAAGUCUACUUCUUUCUCUUUAAUGAUGUGCUCAUUAUUACAAAGAAGAAGAGUGAGGAAAGUUACAACGUCAAUGAUUAUUCCUUAAGAGAUCAACUAUUGGUGGAAUCUUGUGACAAUGAAGAGCUCACUUCUUCUCCAGGGAAGAACAGCUCCACGAUGCUUUACUCCAGGCAGAGUUCUGCCAACCACCUCUUCACUCUGACGGUUCUGAGUAACCACGCGAAUGACAAAGUGGAGAUGCUGCUUGGGGCUGAGACACAGAGCGAGCGAGCCCGCUGGAUCACUGCCCUGGGACACAGCAGCGGGAAGCAGCCCCCUGAGCGAACCUCACUGACCCAGGUAGAAAUCAUUAGAUCGUUUACUGCCAAGCAGCCGGACGAACUCUCCCUGCAGGUAGCAGAUGUGGUCCUCAUCUAUCAAUGUGUCAGCGACGGUUGGUAUGAAGGGGAACGACUACGAGAUGGAGAAAGGGGCUGGUUUCCUAUGGAAUGUGCCAAGGAAAUAACAUGUCAAGCUACAAUUGAUAAGAAUGUGGAGAGAAUGGGACGUUUGCUAGGACUGGAGACUAAUGUGUAGCGUGAUGGCCUCUUAUUACUGCGAGAUUUGCACUAUGUCAUGGUGGACUGGUUGGUUCUGGGCUGGUUUUGUCAUGUUCUCAACACAGCCGAGGUAAAGUUACAAGAAUGAAAACACUUGCCUUAAGCUUGCCAGGUGGUUAUUAAGCUCUCUCAGGAGAACAACUGCUAGAUUCAGUUCACACACCUCAGUUUGUAAACAAUGAUCCACUUACAAACCUCUUCAAGUUCACAGAAUAGCUAAGCUGUUCAGUCAGAAAUCAGGUUACCAUUAUGCUCUUGGUACCCUCAUGUUCUGGAAGAAACAGUGAUGCUGUCUGUGACUUGGUUUUCACUAUUUUCACUUAACCAGGAGCUUUGCUAUCUCUUCUUAUAUCUUCUUUCUGUGGUUCUCUCAGUAUUAGCAAGUGUUUGUGUCCUGAAAUACCCAGUUUUGUAAAUAUUUUUCCUGCCUCUUUAAAUUUAGAUCUGAUUUCUAAUGCUUUGUUGAUUUUGAAAGGAACUGGUAGAAUUCAGAAAGUGAGCUGGUAAGAUUUUCUGAAGCUCUUCCGAGCAAAGGGAUAUUGACACUUGAAUAGUUACCAUCUCCUUCCACGUUAGAAGGAAAUUAGACACAGGUUUGGUUUGGUUUUAAAGACGUCUCACCCAAUAUUGUUCUUAGAUAAAUAUAGCCUAAUUAAAAUUAGUAACUAGUCUAAAUGACAUGGUUCAGACAUUUGAAAGUAUUCUAAAUAUAGGCAUACUUUUUUUAUAUAUAUAUUCCCAAAUGAACUGAUUGACGUGAGGCUACUCUGCCUUCAAUGAUGAAAGGUUUUGACUGUUCCUACUCUCAUUUCCAAACAAGAAAUUGGCUGCAAAAUCUUUAAAAACUCUGAAAGUAAAAUUAGUCUCUAGCAGUCAUUAAGAAUCCAGUAUGGUACCUAAUUGAAACAACAUUUUGACCUAAAUGGAAACUCUAUUUGGACUAAAGCCUUGCUUGCUUGAUUUGGAGCCUCUUAAUAGUUAAUCUCUGUUGACCAACAUUUUGUUAGUACAUUUCAUGAAGAGCAAAGGAGACAGACCUUGGAAGUCUGAGGGAAGAAGUGAUUUUACUGGCAGCUGUUUCCUCAACACUAUUCUCUUCCACAAAGGGAUUAAACUAGCAAUGGCUAUAUUAUUCAAGGGCUCUGAUCUCUGAGACAUUCCCGAUUACUGUCACCCCAAAUCGUGCAGGAGGUAUGCUUGGCCCACAGGCCCUGCACCCUGCCACCAAAGCACUGAGCUGUCACAUGGCACCUGGCCCUGCCAGUCCGUGUUGCUCUCUCAUGUCUAUGCAUACCUUUCUGGUGUAGAAGACACAACAGGCCCUGAGUUCCUUGAGGAAGGCCUGGGUCAUUCAGUCAGUGAAAUAAUAGCUGUGGACCAGAGCAAGAGAAGUCUCAACCUCUUUAAUGUCAUGGAUUUUUUAGUGGAAAGGCUAACGUGAUAUAAUGUAAUACCAUAUUUUCACUUAGGAAAGGAAAAUGUGUUGCUAGCAAAGGGAUAGUUUGGUAUUAUUUUAUUAAUACCCAGUUGAAGCUAAAAAGCAACUGUACAAAUUCUGUAAAUUAAUUUAUGAGUAGACAUUAAACAGUUUUGGAAAUAGGUUCAUCAAAUAAAACCAAAACUUUAGCAUAUGGUUAGUACUGUUAUUAAAUGUUUUACAGCAGGCGUUUAACACUUACAAUGUUUAAUUUCAUCUGUGUAUUGUUUUUAUAUGACACAGGAUUGUUUUCAAACCUAGCUGGGUUUCAUGAAGUUUCUCUGAAUUGUACAAUGACUCUAAUUCAGUAACCUGUGGAGAACAAAAAUAUUCAUUUUUGUCCCAAUGAAUUGAGACUGCUUGUACACUUUUGGCGAAACGUGAAUUUAUAAAGAUUUUGUAUAACUUGUUCUGUUGUGCUGGUGUGAUUAAUUUAUGAAGUUUUGUCCAAAAGGUAUCUUUAAGUCAAUCUUAUUUUCAAACUUCUUUACUGGCUCUGGAUUAUGGUGGACUAUGAAUCUAGUGUCCCUCUCAUGAGUGGACAUAAAAUUACAGUCAAUGUCAGUUAUUGAGGAUCCAGGUAUGUUGUACAUAAAUGUCUUUUAAGAAGGUAUUUCCUCUCAGAAAAUGUCUAUUUGUACACAGCAGUGCUUGGAAGUUGCUGAAGCCAUAACCCAUGGCCUGUCAUAUCCCAGGUUAGGGAACCAGUUAGACUACAUCCUAUUGCAGGCUGCUUUGCGUCCUUUGUCCUGGUGUGACUAUUGGGUUGUCAGAAAAGUCCUGACAUAUUUUUACUUUUCCAGUAAUCCAGUAUUAAAAACGCUGCUUUCACUCUUAAAGUUCUGUUUUCACUGCCUU
Condylura cristata (star-nosed mole) is the source of this 5316-nucleotide messenger RNA. RefSeq names its product Rho guanine nucleotide exchange factor (GEF) 26 (gene ARHGEF26). Gene Ontology annotation, biological process: activation of GTPase activity. Lineage: Eukaryota; Metazoa; Chordata; Mammalia; Eulipotyphla; Talpidae. Gene Ontology annotation, molecular function: protein binding; guanyl-nucleotide exchange factor activity. The record is from RefSeq and is a predicted model, not a curated record. Bases 349 to 2958 code for a protein of 869 amino acids. The transcript is spliced from 15 exons.